AUGAGACUUGAUUUGAAAAAGUUGAUAAAAUUUGUUGGUCCAGGCCUUCUUGUAUCAUGUGCCUACAUUGAUCCAGGUAACUAUUCUACAUCGACGGCUGCUGGAGCACAAUUCCAUUUUUCACAUUUGUUUUUUAUACUCAUUUCCAAUGUUUUUGCUGUUAUAUUGCAAUGUUUAUGCAUAAAGUUGGGAACUGUGACGGGCCUUGAUUUAUCCGAGAAUUGCAGAAAACAUCUCCCUAACUGGCUCAAUAGGUUGAAUUAUAUUUUAGCAGAAAUCGCCGUUAUUUUCACGGACUUAGCUGAGGUUGUCGGUACAGCUAUUGCACUAAAUAUACUGUUCAACAUUCCCCUAAAAAUUGGAGUACUUUUGACAAUUCUUGAUGUGUUAGUCAUUAUCUUUGCGUAUAAUCCAGAUAAAUCACUGAAGCAUAUCCGUAAGUUUGAGAUUUUUGUUUCAAUGCUAGUGAUACUCACAUUUGUGUGCUUUGUUGCCUUGGUUGCAAAAGUAGAUAUCGGAUCUAAACGUGAUGUUAUAAAAGGAUUUCUACCUUCUAAAAUUCUUUUUCAAAACAAGAAUGCAAUAUACCUUGGGUUAGGUAUAGUUGGUGCCACAGUCAUGCCCCAUUCUCUUUAUCUUGGUUCAAACUUAGUUAAACCAAGGUUGAAAGAGUUCGAUAUUAAUUCGGGCUCAUGCAGUUUUGAAGAACAUGAAAAUGGUGAAGUUUAUCACAAACCUUCCUUGAAUGCAAUCCACUAUUGUUUGAAUUAUUCAUAUAUUGAGCUUAUCUUAUCACUCUGCAUAAUUGCUGUAUUUAUCAAUUCAUCAAUUUUAGUUGUAUCUGCUGCAUCUUUGUUUGGAAAGCCAGGGGCUGAGGAUGCUGAUUUAAUUUCUAUAUACGAUAUGUUAUGCCAUUAUAUUUCCAAGCAAGCAGGACUGAUUUUUGCCUUAGCCAUGUUUUUCUCUUCAAUAGCUGCUGGUAUUAUUUGUACUAUGUCAGGAAUGGUUAUAGCAGAAGGAAGUAUCCAUUGGAAGUUGAAUCCAUUUAUAAGGAGAAUAAUUACAAGGUCUAUCAGUAUCAUCCCAUGUUUAUUUAUGGCGAUAUUUUCUGAUAGAUCAGGAGUUGCAAUGAUAUUAAACUUGUCGCAAGUUGUUCUUUCAUUAAUAUUACCAUUUGUAACAGCGCCAUUACUAUAUUUUACGGCAAGUAGUUCAAUCAUGUCAGUCAAAGUAAUAAACGACGAACAGUCUCAUCCUGCGAACGAAACCACCGCAUUGGUUUCAAAUAAUGAUCAAAUUAAAAUGAAAGACUUCUCCAAUUCAUUGGUCAUGAACAUACUAGGGAUUUCAUCAUGGGCACUUAUUGGAUUUUUAAAUAUAUAUCUUAUUAUCCAGUGGAUUAGGGGUGAAGAUAUCCACUUUUAG
Pichia kudriavzevii is the source of this 1425-nucleotide messenger RNA. RefSeq lists its product as uncharacterized. Gene Ontology annotation, molecular function: cadmium ion transmembrane transporter activity; manganese ion transmembrane transporter activity. Bases 1 to 1425 code for a protein of 474 amino acids. The transcript has a single exon. Gene Ontology annotation, biological process: intracellular manganese ion homeostasis; iron ion transport. Gene Ontology annotation, cellular component: plasma membrane. NCBI's taxonomy places the organism in Eukaryota, Fungi, Ascomycota, Pichiomycetes, Pichiales, Pichiaceae. The record is from RefSeq and is a predicted model, not a curated record.